This is a messenger RNA of Aspergillus wentii DTO 134E9, 1040 nucleotides long. RefSeq lists its product as uncharacterized. The record is from RefSeq and is a predicted model, not a curated record. NCBI's taxonomy places the organism in Eukaryota, Fungi, Ascomycota, Eurotiomycetes, Eurotiales, Aspergillaceae. The transcript has a single exon. Bases 264 to 617 code for a protein of 117 amino acids.
GAUUGCGAUUGUGUUUUCGGUGCCUUUGACUAUUUCGAUUAAUCUAUGUAUGUCCCUCUAUAUUAUAAGGUAUAGUUGCUCAUGAUGAAGGCGCUCGACUGAAUCUGGGAUAUCACAUCUACGACCCUCAUAUACAAUCGACAUCCCAACUCGCCACUCUCUUCAUGUGGUGUACGCCCCUCCUCCCAUCUAUCCCCGCCAGCGGCUAAUAGACAGUCUAUCUCUGCCAAAUCUUCUGGGCCAUCGCCAUCUACUUUGUCAAAAUGUCCCUCCUAGCCCUGUAUCUGCGCAUCUUCCCCAACCGCUCCCUCCGCCUCGCCGUCUUCAUCUGCAUGGCCAUCCUCACCCUGUCCGUCCUAAUCACCGUCCCCAUGGCAAUCUGGCAAUGCAACCCGAUCAGCGCAACAUGGCGCGUCACGGAACGCCGCCACGCACACUGUCUCAGUCUCCGACAGGUGGCGUACGCAAACGCCGGCGUGAAUAUCGCGACCGAACUGGCCGUCUUUAUCAUCCCGAUUCCGGUUUUGAGGAAACUGCAGACUACGCCCGGAAAGAAAAUUGCGUUAUAUGUGUUGCUUGGGAUGGGGGUUUUGUAUGUUCCCUUACUCUAUCUAUGAAUGAUAUGCUAAUGGUUACCUCAAGUGUGAUUGGAAUCGCGUCCGCCCGAAUCCCCAGUCUCGUGUAUAUAGACAGCUUCGACGAUCCGACGUACAACGACGCACCGGCUGCGCUGUGGACGACGGCGGAAUCGGCUAUUGUGCACAUCUGCGCGACAGCACCGGCACUACAUUCGCUGUACUCCCAUGUAAAACGCAAAUAUAUUGACAGUUCAACGGAGCAAAUGCCGUCGGGUAAAACGUCCAGGCAAUCAGAGUCGAGGAAGGAAUCUGCGGGGAUUGAAAGAAAGUCGGGGUUUGAUUGGAAAAAUGAGCCGACUGUAUCUUUGCCAGAUCGGGUGCAGCGGCGUGAGGAUGUGGAGAGGGGAUUGUAUAGAGAGGCGUUUGGGGAGGUGGCGGAGGGGCAGAAGCGGAUAUCGUGGG